GUAUGCACUCGCACACAACUCGGUAUUGCAUCUCAAUCUCUCGUCUCCAGAACUGCUAUUCCCUGCGAUCUUAGCAGAAGAAGCGCUAGGCACUCGGUUGAGGAAUAGAAGAAUGGCCUUGUUGCGGGACUUUCUGCUCUCAGGUCUUCUCGUGUUGUCGCUCGUCGUCGUCGCGCAUGCCCAAGUCGGGAAUGGUCUCGCCGCGUUCGUUCCUUUCCCCGGCGUCCCUCGAUGUGUGCUUCUAGCGGGUCUGCAGCCCAACAAGGUGCUCAAGUACCAUCCGCUCGGCGACAUCGGAGCCACGGGCACUAUGCGCAUCUCCGUCUUCCAGAUGCAAGGAAAGAUCAACCUCAAGUUCAAGGUCGACAGCAGCCUGCUCUCCGGCCCGCUCCCCCCACGCAACAUCACCGUCUUUGAUUCCCGCUCAGGCGGCGCAACCGGCUUUCCCCUCUUCGGCGUCAACGGCAAGUGGACGUCCAGCCCUACAACCUCAACCGUCGCACUCCGCACGUGGAUCCUUGAUGCGGCGAACAAGUACCCGCCCGGGUCGACCAUUUCGUACUACAACUUAGUUAAGCAGGUUGAUUUGAGUCCGAGGAGUUUCUUCGGGUCGAUUACGACGGAGAGGUACAAGUGGGGGGCUUUGAGGGGGACGUUCCAACGGGGGGCCGUGAACAUGUUUAGCCCUGUGCCCUUGUGCUGAGAGUGGUGCCCAUGUGCUGAGUGCGGUGCCCAUGUGCUGAGUGCGGUGCCCAUGUGCUGAGUGCGGUGCCCGUGUGCUGAGAGCAGUUCCCUUGUGCUGAGAGCGGUGCCCAUGUGCUGAGAGCGGCGCUGAGACGGAAAGCUAGCAAAUGCAGCUGCCGUGCUGAGGAGCCGUGUUGCCAUGGCUGCAUGUGCACCAGGUCUUAGGCGGAACCCACUUGUAGCAGUAGUCUAAUCUGGUGCAUUUCCCUGGUCAAGCACAUUGCUUGAUAUCAGCUGGCGUCACAUUUCUUGUACUAAUCUCUUAUUAGAGGCAUAUAUCAUGAAAGAAUCUUAGUUGUAAUGGUGCGUGAGCAUAUCCAAUAAAAUGUAGACCCCAUC
Messenger RNA from Closterium sp. NIES-67, 1083 nucleotides. The record is from the annotation of a GenBank genome assembly. NCBI's taxonomy places the organism in Eukaryota, Viridiplantae, Streptophyta, Zygnematophyceae, Desmidiales, Closteriaceae.